Molecule: messenger RNA, 2184 nt
Organism: Symphalangus syndactylus (siamang)
Lineage: Eukaryota; Metazoa; Chordata; Mammalia; Primates; Hylobatidae
Source: RefSeq, a predicted model, not a curated record
CUCUUCCUCCUCCUCCGCCCCGUCCCCCUGUGGCCGCCGAGGGUCGCGGCGCCCAGGCUGCCGGAGCCGCCGCGGUCUGGGCUCGGAUCCGGGAAGCUGCGGCGCGGCCGCGGUAGCGACGGGCCCCUCAUUUGCAUGCGAUUAGCAUGCGCCCGCCCCCUCAUCUGCAUGCGCAUUCCUCCCGCCGCAUUCCUGAGCUUAACCCCGUCGCUGCCGGCGUCGUCGCACCAGCUCGGGCGCACUGCCCAAGCGGGGCCGCGGCUCCAGGUGGGAGGGAGGCGGGCGAAGGAAUGUGCGGCCCGCUCCCUCCCCUUGACCCCAGAUAGCUCCCCUGGGCCAAACGCCUAGAGGUUUUAGAGUUUCUGGACGGGGAAGAUUGCAAAAAAGUCUCUGCAACCUUCUCAACCUCCUUCGUCUUCUAGGGAAACCACAAAACUUUCAAGAGGAAAGGGGUGGCGGGGGGGAGCUCUCCUCGGGAGAAAAAACCUCAACAAGCGGAGAGGGCACAAAGGCUCCCCACGCCGCGCCCCGAGCCCCUCCGGCACCCCAAGGGCGGUCCGGCGUGGUGGGAAAGCGCCAAGCCCCGGGAGCGCGUCGGUGGGUCCGGGACGGCGGGGCCUCCGCAGGGCUCCCGGCCCUCGGUGACCUCGGCUGAGACCGCGAGCCGCGCGGCGGAAAGCGGAGGAACUCCCGUCCGGCCCUGGAGCCGCCCGCGCCGCCCCCGGAGUCACCCGCCGCCCUUUCGCGUCCGGGCGCUCCAGCCGCGGGGCCCCGAAGGCUCCCCGUCCCUGGCUUCCCCUGCGGGUUCGGGGCGGUUGGCCGUGGACGCGCCCCGAGUCCAGUCCCUUCCGUCCAGCCGCCCGCCCCAGGAUGUCCCGCCACCGCAGCCCUGCCGUGGCCAGGAGGUGUGGGCGGCCACGCCGGAGGGACCCACGGCGGCGCCGGACGCCCGCCCUUCCUAGGCCCUGGCCUGGCCGGGGUGGGCCGGGACGUUCCCUGUUGCACAGGCAUUUAUUUAUUCAGCAGCUACUACGUGCUGGCCGGCACUGCCGAGGGACAGGACGCCUGCCCCAGGCGGGACAAUGCCGUGUGCAGCGCUGGCGGGGCCUGGACCCCAAGCUUCAGGGUCCCCAGCCCCUCAGUCAGAGGGGGCACCUCCCAGGCCCUGGACUCCUCUCCAGCCGGGUCUACACCACCGUCCCCCGUCAUCUUCUUCUGGGUUACUAAGCAGCUUCUUUUAAAAUAGCAACACCGAGGAAGGCCCCGAAGCCCAGUCUUGCACCUCGUGGUGUGAAGUCAUUUAAUCCUGCCCGCUAAUGCGUAAGGACUUUCCACCGUGUGCAGGACUCGGCGCCGGGCAGCAGCUCUCGCAGGGUUUGAAGCGACCUCCGCCUCCCCUGCGGGUUCACAGGCCGGCGAGGGAGUCGCGUGAAGGAGAUUCGCUACUGUGCGAGCCUGGCCUGCGCGGCAUGGGCAGCAGCUGUCCGGGGCUGGGGACGGCUUUUGGCUCCCCAGGCCAUCCCGUCGGGGCAUCUGCGGCCAAUCUCGAAGGUGGAGAGGCUCAGGGUUGGAACAGACUUCACGGAAGGGGUCCUAGAAGAGGAAAGGGGUCGCAUUUGCCCUUAGAGCAGUCUGGGCGUGAAGCGGAAACGAAACCACCAGAAACUCUGGAGAGCUUGGAGCACCUGGGAAGGAGCAACCAGAGUGGGCCGGAGGUAGGGAAGGAAGGCACCGACGGCGAAUUCGCCCGCUUUGACCGCCUUUAGGGCGGCCGCUUGUGCAGCCAGCCUUCUGGAAGGUGUGCGCUUGGUGAAGAGAAGCCCUCACCUCCGGAUCUGUGUUCCGCCCCAGUCCAUUAAUCAGGAGGUGAUCACAUAAGUCAAGCUUCUCUAGUUCCCGGUGGAAUGAGACGCCCUGGUGGGGUCUUAAGGUUGAACGUUUGAAUACUGUAAAAAAGAUGGGACCUGCCUACAAUUAAUCUCUCACACUACUGAGCGAAUGUUCGUUGUUUUGGACUUCCCUAAAUUGGCCCAAAUGCAUAGCCAACACUUGCAUUGUGGUGUACUAACAACAACAUUCAGCACCAAACCAAACCAUUCUUAUUUAAACCUUGCUUCCCAGCUUAUUUAUUUCCCAAACAACUUGAAAACAUUUGUUAUACUAAAAUGUCUACAUUUUACUAUU